GAACGAGAACCUUCUUAUCUUCCAUGUUGAUUUUUCGCAAUUCAAUUUUCGAACGGUUUCUUCUGUACUUUCGAUAUAUGUGUGUCGAGAUCAGUUUAUCUGACCGUGAUUGCAAUUCCUAGUCUUUGAUAUGUACCUAUUAUAUUUAUAUUUUGAGGUAAUAGUUUAGUUUUUUGAUUAAAUAAACAAAAACAUGGAUUAUCAUGAAAUACUGCUUCAUUUAACAACAUUUAAUAAAACUGAAAGUGUUUUAGGAAAGGCUGACUUUGAUGAAAGAUUACAGAAGGCUUUGGAAAAAGUACAACUGGUUUUAGUGAAAAAUGAUGAAAACCUUGUAAUUAACAGUAUUGAAGAUGAAAAUGGACCUGACGAUAUUAGGUAUCGGUACAUAUAUGUCAUGAUAUAUGUCUUAAAAAAUAUAAAGAUGAAUAAUUCCACAAACGAUGGAUCUUUACUUAGCGUUAUGCAAUUUCGUACUAUAAAAAUUUGUAUAGAAAUGAUAACUGCUAUAGGAAUUAUAUCUUGUCUUUUACCCGGUGUCGGAGUUGACUUGGCUAAAUUAUGUCCCAGAGUUUUGAUGGUCUGGAAGGAAGAUAUAUCAGAUUUCCAAAAAUAUAAGAGAUUAAAAUUCACAGUUAAUUCUGUCAUAGAAUUAUACGAUGACAUUAUGUUUCGUCCUCCAAUACUUGCUCAAAUAGGAUCCUUAUUCGCUGCACUUUUACAAUUAUCCUAUGCUCCAUUGAUAAAACCACUUGAAAACACUAUACCGACUCAAGAAGAAAAUGAAAGCAAGGUUAAAUUUAUAAUGACUAAAGAUAUACAUGAUAAAUUAAAACAAGAUCAAGAACACUUUAUAUGUUUGUUUCAUAAGUUAUUAAAUAACUGUCCCUUACCUAUAUGCAUGAAAGAAUUGAUGGUAAUUCUUGGCAUUAAAGGAGUACCAAGAUGGCUCCAACGUGAAACCCGCAAAUAUUUAGUACAACAACUAAUGCAACCUAAUGGAAUUAUUUCAAUUGUAACUAUUGUUUGUGAAAACCCAUUGGAUUAUGGACAACAUUGGAAUAAAUUGGAUACUAUUUCCCGAUUAAUAGCUACAUCACAUGGAAUUAAUCCUGAUGAAUAUUAUAAAUCCAUAUGUUCACAAUUACUGAAUCUUUUAAGUUCAACCCGGAUUAUGCAUUCGGCAACAAUAGCAAGCUACUGCAUUACUAUAUUUUAUGAAUACAAUCCGAUGGUUUGCUUUAAAAAUAUUGUAAAAGUAAUAUGUGAGCCAUUACUAAUAAAUUCAGAAAAUGAAGAGGAGGUGAAAAGCGAGGAAGAGGUGGAAAAAUGUAUUGAAAAUUUAACAAGAUGCUUUGUCGCCAUGGAAAGUAAAUUUAAAAAAUUGCCUUCUGAACUUUUAAUGGAUGUAGCUGUUCCUUUAUUUUCAUUAUAUAACACUGUUAGACAAAGUGCUUACGUACUAAAAUCUAAACUAAAACAACUUGUACUAUUGCUUUUAUACGAACAACCAUUAAAUACUAAUCUUUUUGCCGUAUUUCUUGGACACUAUGUAACUAAUAAUUACGGGAAACAUUUGAAAUCAAAGUUUGGACCAGCAGGUGGAAUUGAAAUUCUUGGAUUAGAUAGGACUUGCAAAUAUGAAGAAUUUGCAGAUACUUUAUUUGAUUUGACGUUUACUACAAGAAAUUUAUCAACUAAACUGUUUACCUAUUUAUUAAAAUUUCUAUCAAAUUCCAUAAAAGUAGAUCAAAUGGAAGAUCAAAAUAUGUUAGAAACUCAGGAAGAUACAAUGGAAAAGAUGGAAGAAAAAUUAGCAGCUGUGAAACUUCUAUCAAGUUUAGCUAAUAUAUCUGUUGUGCAAGAAUCACAAGUUGAAGAUCCAAAACUAAUGUUCUAUUUUAUAAAAUUAUUAUUUAAUCAGCAUAUAAAAAGAACACAGGAUUUGACAGCAGACGAAGACUAUGAAAUGUUAUAUGUAGGCUUAAUGUUAGUGAAAAUGAUUGUAAACGAAAGAAAGAAAUCUUUAGAUUGGACAGUAUUCAAUGAUUUUGUAAGAUUCUUGAAAGAAUGUAGUGCUUUUUCAAAUAUUCCAUCUCAAUUGUUAAUGUUAAUGCAAGAACUGAUAGAACUAGUUGAAACUAAAGGUAAGCCAGGAAAAAAACGUUAUCAGGACGUGUCAGCCGGUUGUAUAGUAUCAAACAGAUUCGAUAACGUAAUUCAAGAUCUUGCGGAUCCGUUACUACCUGUACGUGCUCAUGCACUUGUAGUUCUUACUAAACUAAUUGAAAAUAUGGAUCCAUAUACUAUUUCUAAAAAGUCAGUUCUUCUACAAUUGUUUAUGGAAAAUGUGAAACACGAAGAUUCGUUUAUAUAUUUGGCAGCAAUUAACGGAUUAUGUGCUUUAGCCACUUCAUAUCCAGAAGUAGUUGUUAAAACAUUAGUACAGGAAUAUAUUGAUAUACCACAGCGUAUUUCUGGUGGAGACAUAAAUAUAGAAACUAGAGUUAAAUUAGGAGAAAUACUUGUAAAAAUGACCAGAAAUUUAGGUGAAAUGGUAUCGUAUUAUAAGAAUAUUUUAAUAAACGGAUUCUUAUGUGCUAUACGAGACGCAGAUUCUUUAAUGCGAGCAUCUAGUCUUUCUUGCUUAGCUGAACUCUGUAAAGUACUAGGUUUUCGUUUGGGGAAUGACGUUAUUGAGGUGAUCUAUUGCAUUACCAGUAUUGUAAAAACAGACAAAGUCCCUGAAUGUCGACGAGCUGCAGUUAUGGUUAGCACUUUAUUAUUCCGUGGUCUUGGAAGGGAUACAUUAACAAGCCUGGGUAAAGAUUUGGUUGAUUUAUAUCGUGGCCUUAAACACUUACGAGACAACGAUGAGGAUUUAAUACUACGAUUACAUGCUCAAAUAGCGCUGGAAGAAUUAGAUUUAAUUGUGCAAGACUUCAUCCUUGCUUCUCCAAAACUUGAAAAAAAAAUUAUUCUUUAGGUUUGUAAUAAUGAGUACCGUUAUGAAAAAAUAUAGUUUAAGAAUAUUUACUAUUUGGUUACUACAAAGAAUAUUUAUAUUCAUUAUUUCUUUUUUAAUGUAUAAGUUUGAGUUAUUUGUUAUAGUUCUAAAUAAAAGCAAGUAUAAUUGA
Molecule: messenger RNA, 3137 nt
Organism: Bombus terrestris (buff-tailed bumblebee)
Lineage: Eukaryota; Metazoa; Arthropoda; Insecta; Hymenoptera; Apidae
Gene: Tango6
Product: transport and Golgi organization protein 6 homolog
Exons: 8
Coding region: 194-2986 (930 amino acids)
Biological process (GO): protein secretion
Source: RefSeq, a predicted model, not a curated record